Messenger RNA from Lichtheimia ornata, 528 nucleotides. RefSeq lists its product as uncharacterized. The record is from RefSeq and is a predicted model, not a curated record. The transcript has a single exon. Bases 1 to 528 code for a protein of 175 amino acids. Lineage: Eukaryota; Fungi; Mucoromycota; Mucoromycetes; Mucorales; Lichtheimiaceae.
AUGCCUGAGUCCGUGGUUUACCUUGACACUGGUGCUGCACCACCUGUUUAUCGUCCUCAGUAUCCACUUGCUGAACAUCUUUUACCUGUCCUUGAGGAGCAAAUCCAAAAAUGGCUUGCUGACGGUCUUAUCAUUCCUGCACCACCUCGUAACGGAUGGAAUAGUCCUUUGACGGUCGCUCCUAAAAAAGACGCACAGGGUAAUCCCACCAAUUUUCGCCCUUGUCUUGAUCCGCGACAUAUCAACAACCUCUUACCUGAACAUCGUUAUCCAUUACCUCACAUCGAGCAAAUCUUUCACGCACUUACCGGUGCCACUGUUUUCACCACGCUUGAUCUCAAGAGUGCAUUUCAUCGAUUCAAGAUCCAUGAACCUGAUCAACACAAAACCACGUUUACCUUUCGCAACAGACCUUAUUGCUUCCAAGCAUGUCCCUUUGGUCUUAAGCAUAUCAGCGCGAUAUACUUAUGUCACCUACAAAAAGUUGGCUCCCCCCAGCUGGAGUUGAAAAAAAUUGUAGGCAGUUGA